ACAACUUGGUCACGAGAAGCAUAACCUUAAUUUCUUAUAUCAUUCGAUGUCAUCCCAAAAUAUUUUUGUUAUCAAAUAUAACACUUCUUUGAUGCCCAAAAAGAUGGAAUAAUUACUUUCGGUCAAACACAAUUGGUUUACAGUCAAGCAAAUGUCGUCUAUGACCUUUGGUCAAAAAAUAUUUAAACCAACUCCGCCUGAAAAAGGUAGUUUUCCACUGGACCACGAAGGCCUUUGCAAAAAGUCGAUGGUGGAGUACAUGAAAUGUUUAUAUAAAGAACAGAAUAACAAUUCUGCUUGCCGGAACCAAGCCAAAGAAUAUUUAGACUGUCGAAUGAAAAACAACCUUAUGGCUCAAGAGGAUUGGUCAAAGUUAGGUUUUCCAGACAAGCAACAAUAA
This is a messenger RNA of Cylas formicarius (sweet potato weevil), 400 nucleotides long. RefSeq names its product cytochrome c oxidase assembly protein COX19. The record is from RefSeq and is a predicted model, not a curated record. Gene Ontology annotation, biological process: mitochondrial respiratory chain complex IV assembly. Bases 152 to 400 code for a protein of 82 amino acids. Gene Ontology annotation, cellular component: mitochondrial intermembrane space. The transcript has a single exon. Lineage: Eukaryota; Metazoa; Arthropoda; Insecta; Coleoptera; Brentidae.